This is a messenger RNA of Amoebophrya sp. A120, 3368 nucleotides long. The record is from the annotation of a GenBank genome assembly. NCBI's taxonomy places the organism in Eukaryota, Dinophyceae, Syndiniales, Amoebophryaceae.
GUCAUUUUCGAGACCUAGUUCCUGGUCUCAAGCUGGUACAGUCGCAAAUUGAACCAACGACGAGCUUUCAAUGCCCUAAACUGAUUGUCAUUGCGCUUGGGCUUGUAGAAGUUGCGCCAUAACGAUAAAGAAUGGUCGCGUUGCAGGGACGAGUAAACAAUACUACCCGCUCUCGGGAUGCGCAUGCUGGUACGUGGGGAAGAUGGCGACAGCGACUGCUUCGGGUUUUCAUCGCCCCAGCAGCUGCCGCCGAGCUGGUUAGUAACGCAACCCACACUGAUCCCUCCGAAAAUAGUGGAGAUCGAAAAACCACGGCCAGCUUCAGCAAAAUCUAUGUGGAUGGGAAGCGUAGUGCUGCUGCUGUGCAACAAACUCACUCCGCUGAAAAUGGUCUUCCUGGUCGUGGCACGACACCGACAAGCGCUGAGGCGCGGACUGCCAGAAAAACGCAAACGACGAAUCUGGACCGCUUCCAAAGCGUCUUUCUGGAAAAGAAGCAGAGAUGAGAACGCCAAGAAAAGCAGGAGAAAACAAGUAAGGUCCAGCUCUACCCGGAUCUACCUUACUACCUGCACUGGCCAGGGUUUGCCUUUGAGGAUUUCAAAAUUCCGGACGUUUUCCAAGACGACGGCAAUCUUGGACCCGUGCCCGACCCACUCGAAGACAUGUUCAACCACGAGUUUGUAGACGCGGACACGGAAAACGAGCCAAAUUUCGGCAAGGAACUCAGCAACCAGGCGGGUGGGGCCGGCUACCAGCGCCACACGCUGUUUGAUCACGCAGCGAAACAGGUCGGUGCCGCCGCAAAGGGGCUAUCAAAUGCUAUAUAUGUCUGGGUCUGCAGGAGGAGUUGGAGACUUGUGAUGCAGGUUUUCCAUGUUGACCAAGUGCAAGCCCUGGAGUUUUGACGCAGGACCGAGCAUGACAAAUGAGAGAUCUCUAACCCUAUCAUGCCUCUUUUGCAUCAGAAACUCCCUGCUGCUCUCAGCCUGGUCAGUAAAAGUGGACAGUUUAUUUCGGUAAAAACACCUCCAUGGUGCGACACAGAUGUUUGCAUCGGAUCCAGACUUGGCGCGACUAAGUACUUGCACCAGUGGCCCAGACCCAGACAUAUUUCCGACGCAUACGGGCGCAUCUCCGACGAACUUUUCAACCCUGAAACGGAACUGAGCGCCCAGUACCAAGCGGUGCUGCGGGACGCGAUGGAGCGCACCUGGCAUCGCGACUUUGGGGAUCAGGAGGCAUUUACCGGAAACAGCAUCCCCGACCAGUUUUGGCAAACGACCGACGCGGAGGAGCUGAAGCAGAAUAUUCAAGCUGCAAAAACGGACUUUUUCGAGGCGAACCGGGAGGAGCUGGAAAAAAUAGAGGGGGUUGAGAACGCAAACGACUUCUGGCAGAAUCACGGCAAUGAAAAUUUGGCAAACGCAGCUGUAGAUGAAGGGCAUGCAGGACAACAUGUGGACCCAAGCAGUUUGAACUUCGAUGAAGCGAGUUGGGGUGCUGGGUACCACGACAACGAGGAUGACGAUACGGGCGGCAUUUCCAAGACGGAUUCCUGGAUGGAAACGGUUGCGGACCCCUGGCGCGAGUACUUCCGUACCGAAACCACGACGGGGCGGGCCAGUACGGGAAAGACCGUUGGGGGUCAGGCCUUAGAAGGCGUGAUGGGCAUGUCGGACACGGAAGAGCAUGCGCUGAUCGACGUGAUCGAAAAACACAAUGCGCUCAAGCCCGGCACGCUCGGCCAGCAUCUGGACGGGGCGGAGGCUGCGAAGUACCUGGCGGAUUCCCGCCAUGCCGCGGCGGACGUGCAUCCUCUCGACCCCAAAGACCCAACGGUCCUGCACGAACUGCACAGCCAGUGGCUGGCGCGGGUGCUGGCGCCCGGAGACGACCGCGAGGAAGCGUGGCUGCAGCCGGGCAGCGGUGCCAACAUUGACCCCAAGUGGAAGGCGUAUUUUGCGCAGGACGGCGACAAGUUUCCCGGCAUGAACAAUUUGCAGGAGAAGAACCUCAUCCACUUGAUCGAGGAGAGAUACCACCUCGAAGGCGCGGACAAGCUGGGCGACACGCUGGACCAGGAGGAGGCGGAGAGGUACCUCGGGCCGGGCGGUCAGUUGGACCCGGACGACGCGGAAACGCGGGCGGCCGUGGAGAAGCAGCGCAUCGCCUGGGACGACAUCAAGCACCUCGCCGGGGAGGACGGAAGAUUUUGCAGCUACGAUUGGGGUGGCGGUGCUGGGGCGUUUCCGAACCCGCCGCCGAUCGAACACGGUGUCCACGAUCGCUGGCUGGGAGACGACAAUUGUUGGCGCCAGGCGAGUUGGGAAGACACAUUUGGCGGAGAGGGGCUGGACGUGAAGACACAACUGCAGGGCGACGACCAGGACCACGAUUUGCGGUUUCCCGAGCACGAAGUUGAUGAAGUCGUGACCACAACGCCUCAUCCGGUCGUGGUGGAGCAUCCGGCAACGCCAGCCCCCCAUCCUCCACAGCCAGUUCCUAGCCCCGCUCAGGAUGCGGUAACGCCAGCCCCCCAUCCUCCACAGCCCGCUCAGGAUCCGGUAACGCCAGACCCCCAUCCUCCGCAGCCAGUGGAGCCACCGGAUUUCGACCACCGGCAUCCCAUAAUGUAUGAGCAACCAGCCACCCUUGAGCAAUUGGGAAUCACGCCGAGGAGCACUGCAAGCGGCCUCCUGACUACAGGUCUUCUUGCCGGAGCCGCAUUUUACCUCGGGGGCGGGGGUGCAGCUGCAAAGCGGGACGACAAGAAGAAAAAAACCUCGCCGGCCGCACGCGCGGACGACGACCCGGAGCCGGCUGCACUGGUCGCAAAGGACAAAACCUGGUACAACAAGGACGACAAUCCGGAAAAUAAGUCGCAGCUCCCAGCACAAGGACCAGCCGUGUCGCCGCAACCUGAACUUCCGGCCCUUUUUCCCACUAGCGGCAUCGCUGCUCCGCGGCCUGCGACGCAGCCGCAGGCAGCAUCCGCGGUGACCACCAACGUGAACGUGCAGAUCAACGGGCAGCGGAGUAGAGAGAACUCUUUCUCAUCUUCCUUUCUUGAAGUAGACCUCCCACACGAAGCAGGUCGGGCGGUCGCGUGGUUCGGUGAAGGCGGUGACGGGAUAACCAGUGCUGUUCAUUUGCCGGCGGGGGCAGCGACUUCCUCGUCCGGAGAAAAACCCGACACAGAGAUACAAAAUUAUGGGGCCCGGAGACAUACGGACGCGGAGCCGCAAGCCGCACGGGGAAACUUGCGCGGUGGCAACGCAAAAGUGAGAAAUGCAAAUAGCCACGAUUUUGACCACCACACUUCCGCGAGCUUGGACUGGGCACAACAACUGUGGAGACGUCGAUAG